CAUCAAGAUCGAUUCCUUUGGCGAGCAAUUCAUCGAUUCCCUGCCGCUCCUCUUGCUCUAGGCACUUUCAGCGACAGAAGCUGCAGAGGAAGCAGGAUCUGUAACCUUACCUAGGAACAUUUUCUCGCAAGCCCGUAAACACAACCAUCCUCAUCCUUCAAGCCUGUUCCAAGUAAUCAGAGGACUUUAAGCAGCUAUCGAAAAUAACGGGAGGGCCCAGAAUUUUCUUUUGCACUGAACUGGGCUCUUGCUGGAAGAGGUGUAAUAGUAAAGGAUAAGGUACUUCAUAACUUGGAUUCCUCCGAGCUUCAAAAGAAUGGUGCAACUAGAUUAGGUUGUAUUUAAGUUCAGGUUCAUUCUCUGUGUCACUCUUUUAGUUCUGAAUGUGCUUCAUAUAUCAAUGCAUAAACCUGUUGUUUGAGAUUCUUGUAGAAAGCUUGUCUGGUAUUCCACUUCACGUGAGAGGAAAUGCUGUGGAGGGAGCUUCUAAAAUUUCAAGGGCACAAUUUGCUGAACUUUUAAAACAGGUUACCUCUCAUAUUUCUUCGGUAUCUAAUGUAUUUGUUCAAGAUGGGGCUGUUGCUUCUGCUGGAAAAUGUGAUGCAAAGGUUCGUGUCAUAAGUGAUAGUCCCUCUGCAAUACUGUCACUUUCCCAUAUCCUCUGGGAAACACCUAGCAGAGCAGUUUCCCAUGACUCUUGCCCCUUAACAGUCUAUGUUGCUAGCAAUAUCAGUCCAAGAAUCAGUCAGGCUUUUGGUCUUGCAACACAAGCCUCUACUGGAUUUGCAGCAGCCGACAUAGAGCGUUCAUCCCUCAUUUUGUGUGGUAGAGCUUUCGCUGAUGCUAAUGCUAUCAGAGAUGCCUUAGCUGCUUUGGCUGCUCCUUUAAUAUCUGCAAGGGGAGGCCUUCCACUUGCUGCCAGGCUCCUUGAGGCUGGUGAUUCUAUGAUUCUUUUGUUUGCUUCGGAAGACACUAUUCGGACCUGUUCUGAUCUUUGUCAGGCAUUGGUGACUCAAGAUGUUGGAGUUGUUUUGAGUUCUGAUAGUGUGGUUCCCUUUUUCAGAACUAGAGGUCCUGCAAAAAAGCUGCUAAAGAAACCUGCUUCUGUGAUCAUUGCUUCCGCUGACAGCACCGGUGCAAUUCCAUUGGUAUCGAAGCUGUCUCCAGGACAAGCCGCUUAUCACUUUUUGGCGGGCUAUCAGGAUGGAAAAUUCUUGCCUGCUUUCAGCAGAGGUCCUUCGCCUCUUGAUCCUCUAGCACUUGCCAUUGCCCUAUUCUCACAUCUAAAGAAUAAUGAGAUCUCGUCCUUCUUGAUCAAUGUUAACAGUGGUGGAAAGCAUAUAACUGGUGAGGAGAUUAUUAGACUUGCUUCAGUCACUUUAUCCGAUAAAACACCAGAGGGCAAAACAGGGAUUGUUGAUUCCAAAGUUAGAGAUCUCAAGGGGAAGUACAGGAGUUUUUUAUCUAGUAAGUUUCAGGAGUUGCCUGAAGAGUUCACAUUUUGACAAGUGCUUCUCAUCUCGGCAAGCACAGUCCUAUGAUGUCUAUUUUGUGCUGUAAGCCUUCGAAAACAAAGCUGGUCCCGUAUUUAUGGAUGCUAUCUUGUAACGGCAUCGCCAGUUACUAGAAUUUUCAUCCGUAUGAUUCUCGUGACAGGCAUCUAUGGCUAUCCUCUUGAUGGUAUCACUAGAGUCUGGUUAUUGGCUAAAUUGCACUUAAAUGCCCUAUAAUUUCAUCAAUGCUGUAAUUAAGUGACCGCUAUUUUCAAACCGAACAAAUAAAUGCCUCGUAGUAUUUAAAUGUUACAGAUAAAUGCCUAAAGCUUCAAAUUAUCACACUUUGGUGCC
Messenger RNA from Asparagus officinalis (garden asparagus), 1847 nucleotides. RefSeq lists its product as uncharacterized. NCBI's taxonomy places the organism in Eukaryota, Viridiplantae, Streptophyta, Magnoliopsida, Asparagales, Asparagaceae. Gene Ontology annotation, cellular component: cytosol. Gene Ontology annotation, biological process: gluconeogenesis. Gene Ontology annotation, molecular function: phosphoenolpyruvate carboxykinase (ATP) activity; ATP binding. The transcript has 11 exons. The record is from RefSeq and is a predicted model, not a curated record. The coding region runs from base 384 to 1505 and encodes 373 amino acids.